Molecule: messenger RNA, 841 nt
Organism: Diospyros lotus (date-plum)
Lineage: Eukaryota; Viridiplantae; Streptophyta; Magnoliopsida; Ericales; Ebenaceae
Product: glutathione S-transferase F12-like
Exons: 3
Coding region: 65-706 (213 amino acids)
Cellular component (GO): cytoplasm
Molecular function (GO): glutathione binding; glutathione transferase activity
Source: RefSeq, a predicted model, not a curated record
GUCAGCAUAUAUAUACAGUAUAUGCAAAUAUCAAAGCUGUAGAAGCUGAGAGUGAAGAGAGAAGAUGGUGGUGAAGGUGUAUGGUGCAGAGAAUGCUGCUUGUGCACAGAGAGUGAUGGCUUGUCUUGUGGAGCUGGGUGUGGAUUUUGAGCUUGUCCAUGUCGAUCUUGACAAAGGAGAGCAUAAGAAACCAGACUUUCUUCUUCUUCAGCCCUUUGGACAAGUUCCUGCUAUAGAGGAUGGCGAUUUCAAGCUCUUCGAGUCAAGGGCAAUCAUAAAGUACUACGCAGCAAAGCAUGCGAGCCGAGGCCCCAACCUGAUCGGAAGCGGGCUGGAGGAGAGAGCGUUGGUUGAUCAGUGGUUGGAGGUGGAGGCUCACAACUUCAACGAGCUUGUCCACGCGAUGGUGCUCCAACUUCUGAUCCUGCCCCGAAUGGGCGAGCCCGGCAACUUACCCUUGGUCCGCAGCUGUGAGAACAAGCUGGAGAAGGUGCUUGAUGUGUACGAAGAGAGGCUGUCCAAGAGUAAAUAUCUCGCCGGAAACAACUUCACCCUGGCGGACUUAAGCCACCUUCCGGCGAUGAGGUAUCUGGUGAAUGAAAUUGGGCUGGGGCACUUGGUGAUGAGUCGGAAGAACGUACGUUCUUGGUGGCUGGACAUUUCGAGCCGACCAGCCUGGAAGAAGAUAGUGAAGCUCAUGGGCUAACCUAAUGGAUGGCUACCCAACGUGCAUGGACGAAUAAGUUAUAAUAUAAUCUUUUUACGUUUUGUGUACGACCUGUUAAACGUUAUGGAAAGCUUUACUUAAUUUAGGGCAAUCUUCGUGCGUGUAGAAAAUGCU